This is a messenger RNA of Sphaerodactylus townsendi, 3574 nucleotides long. RefSeq names its product protein argonaute-3. Lineage: Eukaryota; Metazoa; Chordata; Lepidosauria; Squamata; Sphaerodactylidae. The record is from RefSeq and is a predicted model, not a curated record. Bases 361 to 3006 code for a protein of 881 amino acids. The transcript is spliced from 20 exons. Gene Ontology annotation, biological process: regulation of stem cell proliferation; regulatory ncRNA-mediated gene silencing. Gene Ontology annotation, molecular function: protein binding; RNA binding.
CUGAAGAUAAAUGCUUCAGACUUCAGCAGCAGGAGGGGACUUCCGGUGGGAAGGAAGGACUGCGCAUGCGCGCGGACGCCGGGGACUGGUGCCGAAGUGAAAACUCGGGAGGCUCAGUCAGUUAGUCUGAGGAGCCGCCAGCGAGAGGUGCUGAGGCUGCGGGCGGUCACGCAACUUCCGCCUCUCCAACCGUCACCGCGCUGGAGAGCGGCUGGGCCGACUGAGGGAAAGAGUGGAGUCCACAAGAGCAUCGCUAAGCUCCGCCCGCACCGUCACAGGCCCGGCCGGACCGGGAGGGUGCCAGGAGAAGAGACCCAGUCGCCACCCGUAGCCCGAGAGGGGCCGCGCCGAGCUCCAUGAAUGGAAAUCAGCAGUGCAGGACCCGUUGGGGCACAGCCCCUGCUUAUGGUGCCCAGACGUCCUGGCUAUGGCACCAUCGGCAAGCCCAUUAAAUUACUGGCUAACUGCUUCCAAGUUGAAAUCCCAAAGAUUGAUGUCUACCUCUAUGAGGUGGAUAUUAAGCCAGACAAGUGUCCUCGGAGGGUGAACAGAGAGGUGGUGGAUUCAAUGGUGCAGCAUUUUAAAGUAACUAUUUUUGGGGACCGUAGACCAGUUUAUGAUGGUAAAAGAAGCCUUUACACAGCUAAUCCACUCCCUGUGGCAACUACUGGGGUAGAUUUGGAUGUUACCUUGCCAGGAGAAGGAGGCAAAGAUCGUCCUUUUAAGGUGUCAAUAAAAUUUGUUUCCCGCGUGAGCUGGCAUUUGCUGCAUGAGGUGCUGACAGGGCGGACCCUGCCCGAACCUGUGGAACUGGACAAACCAAUCAGCACUAACCCUGUUCAUGCUGUUGAUGUGGUGCUACGACACCUGCCCUCCAUGAAAUAUACACCCGUGGGCCGCUCAUUUUUCUCUGCCCCAGAAGGAUAUGACCACCCUUUGGGAGGUGGCCGAGAAGUAUGGUUUGGAUUCCAUCAGUCUGUUCGGCCUGCUAUGUGGAAAAUGAUGUUGAAUAUUGAUGUUUCUGCCACUGCCUUCUACAAAGCACAACCUGUAAUUCAGUUCAUGUGUGAAGUUCUUGAUAUUCACAACAUUGAUGAGCAGCCACGACCUCUGACUGAUUCUCACCGCGUAAAAUUCACCAAAGAGAUAAAGGGUCUGAAGGUUGAAGUGACUCAUUGUGGAACAAUGAGACGCAAGUACCGUGUCUGUAAUGUUACAAGGAGACCUGCCAGUCAUCAAACCUUCCCUUUGCAGUUAGAAAAUGGCCAGACUGUGGAAAGAACAGUAGCACAGUACUUCAGAGAGAAAUACAACCUCCAGCUGAAGUAUCCUCAUCUUCCUUGUCUGCAAGUGGGACAGGAGCAGAAACACACCUACCUGCCUCUUGAAGUGUGUAACAUCGUAGCCGGCCAGCGAUGUAUCAAGAAGCUGACAGACAAUCAGACGUCAACCAUGAUCAAAGCAACAGCAAGAUCUGCUCCAGACAGGCAAGAAGAAAUCAGCAGGCUGGUGAGAAGUGCAAACUAUGAUGCCGACCCAUUCGUUCAGGAGUUUCAGUUCAAAGUUCGCGAUGAGAUGGCUCAUGUAACAGGACGUGUGCUUCCUGCUCCCAUGCUACAGUACGGAGGGCGGAACCGAACAGUGGCGACGCCAAGCCAUGGUGUAUGGGAUAUGCGAGGAAAACAAUUUCACACCGGUGUGGAGAUCAAAAUGUGGGCCAUAGCUUGCUUUGCAACGCAGAGGCAGUGCCGUGAAGAGAUACUGAAGGGUUUCACAGACCAACUUCGCAAGAUCUCCAAGGAUGCAGGGAUGCCAAUCCAGGGCCAGCCGUGCUUCUGCAAAUAUGCACAAGGUGCAGACAGUGUGGAGCCCAUGUUCCGGCACUUGAAGAACACAUAUUCUGGGCUCCAGCUCAUCAUCGUUAUCCUUCCUGGGAAAACACCUGUAUAUGCGGAGGUGAAGCGUGUGGGAGAUACGCUUUUGGGCAUGGCCACACAGUGUGUUCAAGUGAAGAACGUCAUAAAAACAUCUCCUCAGACCCUCUCAAACUUGUGCCUAAAGAUUAAUGUAAAACUUGGAGGAAUCAACAACAUUCUUGUACCUCAUCAGCGACCUUCUGUAUUCCAACAACCAGUGAUUUUCUUGGGAGCAGAUGUUACUCAUCCACCUGCUGGUGAUGGGAAGAAGCCAUCCAUAGCUGCUGUUGUAGGCAGCAUGGAUGCCCAUCCAAGCAGGUAUUGUGCCACAGUGAGAGUUCAAAAACCCCGCCAGGAAAUCAUCCAGGACUUAUCUUCCAUGGUUAGAGAGCUGCUCAUCCAGUUCUACAAGUCAACACGGUUCAAACCCACAAGAAUUAUCUUCUACCGUGAUGGGGUGUCAGAAGGACAAUUUCGCCAGGAAGGGGCGGGAACCACCCAAGCAAGAUGUCCUCCUGCCCUCAGAAAAGACGGACCAUUCAUGGUGUUAUAUUAUGAGCUGCUAGCAAUCAGAGAGGCCUGCAUCAGCCUGGAAAAGGAUUACCAGCCAGGCAUAACAUACAUUGUUGUGCAGAAGAGGCAUCAUACCAGACUGUUUUGCGCUGAUAGGACAGAAAGGGUUGGAAGAAGUGGCAACAUCCCAGCUGGAACAACUGUAGAUACAGACAUCACACAUCCAUAUGAAUUUGAUUUUUACCUCUGUAGCCAUGCAGGAAUACAGGGUACCAGCCGCCCCUCACACUAUCACGUAUUGUGGGAUGAUAACUGUUUCACUGCAGACGAACUUCAGCUAUUAACCUACCAGCUCUGCCAUACCUAUGUGCGCUGUACACGGUCCGUGUCCAUACCUGCACCAGCGUAUUAUGCUCACCUGGUAGCGUUCAGAGCAAGAUACCACCUUGUGGACAAAGAACAUGACAGUGCUGAAGGAAGCCAUGUUUCAGGACAGAGUAAUGGGAGAGAUCCCCAGGCCCUAGCUAAGGCCGUACAGAUUCACCAAGACACCUUACGCACCAUGUACUUUGCUUAGCUAUUUUAAAAAAAAGAAUGAAGGCAAUUCAGAAAAGGAAGAACUGGAGAAUUAAAUCACAUACAGUGUAUGUUUUCAGAGGGGGUCAGUUUGUGUGGGGGUGGGCAGAGUGUACCUCAGCCCCUGCUGAAUUUGAUCCUUUGUAGGGGCAUGGGCCUUAUCCUUGUAUUUGAUGCAAGGAAAGAUUGUUUACUUCACCAAGAACAUGGCACUAUUAUGCAAUAUGAAACCAGCCAACUGCUUUUGAAGUGACUUCCUAUAGGAAGUGCUGCCGUCAUCUUAUUUUCUUUUGUGCGUUUUUUCCUUGUAGUCUGACCCUUUUUAUACCUUUACCUCAAGUUGCUCAGCAGCACAACUGUUUCUGCAAAAAAAUUAAUAAUGAUAAUAAUAAUAAUAAUUAAUUAUGGUAUUAAAACUUAUAGGAACAAUCAAAGUAAUUAUUGGAGAGGGGAGGGAGGAAGGGAAGUCAGGAGACUGCAAAAAAUGUUUUUACCUUUUGUAACCCCCUGUGGGCCGCAGAAGGCUUUCCCUCAAAUGGCUGUUGGCACUUGAAUGCGAUCAUGCAGCU